Molecule: messenger RNA, 3595 nt
Organism: Brassica rapa (field mustard)
Lineage: Eukaryota; Viridiplantae; Streptophyta; Magnoliopsida; Brassicales; Brassicaceae
Product: dof zinc finger protein DOF2.5
Biological process (GO): regulation of DNA-templated transcription
Molecular function (GO): DNA binding; DNA-binding transcription factor activity
Source: RefSeq, a predicted model, not a curated record
CAGAUGUCAACGUCAGUUAAAAAAAGUAGAUUUGGAACAGUGGGACCAAAUCUUAAUCACGCCACGAACUCUGUGGGACCCUAUCUCCACCUCCGUUUUGUCGCUUCCUGUCGGUCUUCUCCUUCCUAAUUCUUCUACUCUCUCUCCCUCGUCCUCUUUUUCAAAAAAUUUCUCCUUGAAAAUUCUAAGAUGCGAAACCAUACUUAUUUAAAAAAAAAAAAACUUUUUAACCAUGCUUAUUUUAUUAACCACUUUCCCAUCGAUAUUAUUAACAAUUCGUUGUAUAAUUGUAAAAAGACAGCCUAGCUAAUGAAUCUAUGAAUUGAUAGAGAGGGUUUCUUCAUUCUUAGGUUAAUUUGCUUUUAUAAGUCUGUCUAGUAGUUACACAAAAAAAAAAGUCUGUCUAGUAUCAUCAUCUAAAAGCUUACACGGGGUUAAGAACUUGAGGCUCUCCUGAAUUUUUACGUGUAUAUACUAGAUGUCAUAUUUCACUUAAGAUUUUUAACAUAUAAGAUCUUGAUCUUUAUCACUUUCGUCAAAAUCAUAUUCAACUUUAGAUAUCUAUGAUGAAGUGACUCUUUACUACUUCUGAAAAGCCAAAUAUAUUGCUAAGUAAACGUAAAUAUAAGUAAAUAUUAUUGGUUUAGUUUGGUUACAUGCAUUAUGAGAUGUCAUAAUCAUACAAAUGAAUAGUAGAAUGCCAUUUUAUUUUAUUUUAAAGAGUACGUACAUAUGUUCAGUUGCACGAUUAUAUAGGCAAAUUAAAAAAUUACCAUUAACUUUAGAACGUUAUUAGAUAACUAGCUAGAAAUAAUCUUCAAAUUUUGUGUAAUGAAAAUAUUUAAAUUUAAAAUACUAGUUACAACCCAGUAUAAUCAUUCUUUUGCUUUUGGAUUUUUUUUAUAUUUCACUGAUCUCAUCAGUUUCAUAAACUCUAGCUAGAUCGGUACCAAGUAUAUAUUAUACUAUCAACAUUGAAUAGUAAAGUUUAGAGUCGAGCUAAAAUUAGGUGUCAAAGCCACUAAUCACAUGUACGCAAUACAUGUGGUGUAUGUACACAUAUCGGUAUGGUAUUGGGAUUUUAAAAAUAUAGCAAAUGCGAUUUGAUGGAUCAUAACAUAUAGUAUGCAAUCACAAAAUGGGAGGCCAAGAAUAGCAUACAACUCAUACUUCCACUAACACUAUGCAUUCUAUAAUACAAUGCACAUAGGAGUUUUAUAUUUAUUUUAAAAUAUAUUAAUUUAACAGAGGACAUAAUUCCUUACACACGAUUUUUCUCUUUGAAAAGUAUAUUUUAUUUAAGAGGGACCAGAAAGAGCUACCAAGAGAGACCGGUCACGAGACAUCAUCACUAGUCAAAAUCAACAAACCCAACUUUCUCUUUUUCUUUCUUUUAUUCUUUUUAAAACCGAAAAUUUAUGAAAAGUUUUGUCCAUAGGUUUCUCCCGAAUUGGGCGGAUGAUACUAUGAAAUUACAAAUCAUAAUAUAAUCUCUAAAUCAAACAAUUCAGUUCAUAACAAUCACUUAAAUGGCAUAAUGCCAAUUUAUCAUUUUCAGAAGAAAAAAACAUGCUGAUCCAAAUUUUUUAUAUUCAAGUCAUUAGAUAUAUAUUUUAGCUCAUAAUUAUGAUCAUCUAAAUGGAUAAUAAAUGCCAAAAUGUCACUAUCAGCACGAAUAAAAUGUUAUUUAAAAAUUCUACAUUUAAGUUAUUAGAUAUAUAAUAUAUUUUCAAUAUUUUUAACAUUCAAUAAAUCAUAUUGAAAAUAUAUUCCAAUAGAACCAAAUUCACUAAAAUAUGUAUAUAUUUAUUAUGGGUUCUUCUAUUUAAAAUGUAUAGGAGAAAAAGGGUUUACUUAGAUAUUCUGUAGUUGAAGAAAAAGGAAGAUUUAUUCUCUUAGUAAUAAGUUAAAAAUUGGGUGCUACUCUUCUCCGUCUUCUUCGCUCGCUGGCUCAUUUUUCAUCAUCCAUAAAGUGAAAGGCAACGCAUAUAAGAGCCAUCACUCACAAACAAAGCAAAAGGCAAAAAAAAAAAAGUCUCAGAAACAUUCUUCUCUUUGGCCUUUACUCAAAACCCACACAUCUUUCUAUCUCUCUUUCUCUUGCUUUCUCUUUGUCGUCAUGGACGCUACGAAGUGGACACAGGGCUUCCAAGAAAUGAUGAACGUAAAACCAAUGGAGCAAAUUAUGAUUCCUAAUAACAACACUCAUCAAUCAAACACCACGUCCAGUGCAAGGCCAAACACCGUUCUCACAUCCAGCGGCGGCGUCUCAGCCGCAGGAGCCAUCGUCUCCACCGGCGUAAGCAACAGCAACAAUACGUCGGUUGUGGUGGAGAGGAAAUCAAGACCACAAGAGAAAAUAAAUUGUCCAAGAUGUAACUCAACCAACACAAAGUUUUGUUACUACAACAACUAUAGUCUCACGCAACCAAGAUACUUCUGCAAAGGUUGUCGGAGGUACUGGACCGAAGGUGGAUCUCUUAGGAAUGUUCCUGUCGGUGGAAGUUCAAGAAAGAACAAGAGAUCAUCAUCAUCAAACCUCCUUCAGACAACACCAUCUUCACUUGGUUUGACUACAACACUUCCAGAUCUAAACCCACCAAUUAUCUUCUCAAACCAAAUCCCUAAUAAAUCAAAAGGGGCAUCACAAGAUCUCAACAUGUUGUCUUUCCCGGUCAUGCAAGACCAACAUGUUCACAUGUCUAAGUUUCUUCAGAUGCAUAAGAUGGAAGGAAAUGGCAAUAUGACUCAUCAACAGCCAUCAUCUUCAUCUUCUCUCUAUGGUUCUUCGUCGUCUCCUGUUUCAGCGCUUGAGCUUCUAAGAACAGGAGUUAAUGUUUCAUCGAGAUCAGGGAUUAACUCUUUUAUGCCUUCUGGUCCAAUGAUGGAUUCUUCAAACAAUGUGAUGUACACUUCUUCAGGGUUUCCAACGAUGGUGGAUUACAAAACAAGUAAUCUCUCUUUCUCUACUGAUCAUCAAGGGCUUGAACAUAACAACAACAACAACAACAACAACAAUAGUUCUGGUGAUGCUCAUAGUGAUCAUCAUCAAGGUAGGGUUUUGUUUCCCUUUGGGGAUCAAAUGAAGGAGCUUUCAUCAAGCAUAACACAAGAAGUUGAUCAUGAUGAUAAUCAACAACAGAAGAGUCAUGGUAAUAAUAAUAAUAAUAAUUCAAGCCCUAAUAAUGGAUACUGGAGUGGGAUGUUCAGUACUACAGGUGGGGGAUCGUCAUGGUGAAGCAAAAUGAUCAAAAGAGAUUAUGAAAUUAGUUUUCUAAUUCUCUUUCAUGAUAGUUUGCCUUACAUAGUCACAUGGGGGUACUUUAGUUAAAGUUGUCAGAACUUAACUAUCACAACAUAGUCUUUUAUUCUCUUUUUAAUCAAUAUUUAUUAAAUGUUUUGUAACUGGGUUUGACGGUAAUUCGGGUUGGUUUUUCACUUUGGGUGUGGAUUUAUGACGGUACAUGUAUAAUGGAGUUAUAUAUAGGUAGAAGAGUAUGUGAAUGCGAAUCUCUUGACAUGAUAUAUGCAUUCAUCGUUUCUUCUAUCUGUAUAUAUUUGUUAUCAUAAAAGAAUAUUCAUGAUAUCUUCUCAA